Molecule: messenger RNA, 2336 nt
Organism: Kogia breviceps (pygmy sperm whale)
Lineage: Eukaryota; Metazoa; Chordata; Mammalia; Artiodactyla; Physeteridae
Gene: ATG16L1
Product: autophagy related 16 like 1
Biological process (GO): negative stranded viral RNA replication; autophagosome assembly
Cellular component (GO): autophagosome membrane
Molecular function (GO): protein binding
Source: RefSeq, a predicted model, not a curated record
AGUCCGUCCUGGAUUGCGUCGGGGGAGGCCUGUUCGUGGACCUGAACCGUGGGGCUGCUGGUCCUGCCGCGCCCGCUGGUUGCCUCAUGGUGCGGGCCGCGGCCGCCAGCCCCCGUGCGGAUCGGCGGCGCUGAGGCGCCGGGGCAGCGCGCGACAUGUCGUCGGGCCUCCGCGCCGCCGUCUUCCCCCGCUGGAAGCGCCACAUCUCGGAGGAGUUGAGGCGCCGGGACCGGCUGCAGAGGCAGGCGUUCGAAGAGAUCAUCCUGCAGUAUAACAAGUUGCUGGAAAAGUCAGAUCUUCAUUCAGUGCUGGCCCAUAAGCUACAAGCUGAAAAGCAUGAUAUACCAAACAGGCAUGAGAUAAGUCCUGGACAUGAUGGUGCAUGGAAUGAUAGUCAGCUGCAAGAAAUGGCCCAGCUGAGGAUUAAACACCAAGAAGAGCUGACUGAAUUACACAAGAAACGUGGGGAGUUAGCUCAGUUGGUGAUUGACCUGAAUAACCAAAUGCAGCAGAAGGACAAGGAGAUGCAGAUGAAUGAAGCCAAAAUUGCAGAAUGCUUGCAGACCAUCUCUGAUCUCGAGACCGAGUGCCUGGAACUACGCACGAAGCUUCAGGACCUUGAAAGAGCCAACCAGACCCUGAAGGACGAAUAUGAUGCCCUGCAGAUCACUUUCACUGCCCUGGAGGAGAAGCUGAGGAAGACUACUGAGGAGAACCAGGAGCUGGUCACCAGAUGGAUGGCUGAGAAAGCCCAGGAGGCUAAUCGCUUAAAUGCGGAGAACGAGAAGGACUCGAGGAGGCGGCAAGCCAGGCUGCAGAAGGAGCUCGCAGAAGCAGCAAAGGAACCUCUCCCAGCUGAGCAGGAUGAUGACAUUGAAGUCCUUGUGGACGAAACCUCCGAUCACGCUGAGGAGGCCUCUCCGCUGCGGGCCGUCAGCAGAGCAGCCGCUAAGCGACUCUCGCAGCCUGCUGGAGGCCUUCUGGAUUCUAUCACUAAUAUCUUUGGUCUGUCCGAGUCUCCCCUUUUGGGACAUCACUCUUCUGAUGGUGCCAGGAGGCGCUCUGUGUCUUCCUUCCCAGCUCCCCAGGAUAACGUGGAUGCUCACCCUGGCUCUACUAAAGAAGUGAGGGUGCCAACGACCGCCAUGUGUGUCUUCGACGCUCACGAUGGGGAGGUCAAUGCUGUGCAGUUCAGUCCGGGUUCCCGGCUCCUCGCCACGGGAGGCAUGGAUCGGAGGGUGAAGCUCUGGGAAGUGUUCGGAGACAAAUGUGAGUUCAAGGGUUCCCUGUCUGGCAGUAAUGCAGGAAUUACAAGCAUUGAAUUUGAUAGUGCUGGAUCUUACCUCUUAGCAGCGUCAAAUGAUUUUGCAAGCCGCAUCUGGACUGUGGAUGACUAUCGGUUACGGCACACACUCACGGGACACAGCGGCAAAGUGCUGUCUGCCAAGUUCCUGCUGGACAAUGCGCGUAUUGUUUCUGGAAGUCACGACCGGACCCUCAAACUCUGGGAUCUACGCAGCAAAGUCUGCAUAAAGACAGUAUUUGCGGGAUCCAGCUGCAAUGAUAUUGUCUGCACAGAGCAGUGUGUGAUGAGUGGACAUUUUGACAAGAAAAUUCGUUUCUGGGACAUCCGAUCAGAGAGUAUUGUCCAAGAGAUGGAGCUCUUGGGAAAGAUUACUGCCCUGGACUUAAACCCAGAAAGAACUGAACUCCUCAGCUGCUCCCGAGACGACCUGCUAAAAAUUAUUGACCUACGAAUAAAUGCUGUCAGACAGACAUUCAGCGCGCCGGGCUUCAAGUGCGGCUCCGACUGGACGAGAGUUGUGUUCAGCCCCGACGGCGGUUACGUGGCGGCAGGCUCGGCCGAGGGCUCCCUCUACAUCUGGAGCGUGCUCUCUGGGAAAGUGGAGAAGGUCCUUUCAAAGCAUCACAGCUCCGCGAUCAACGCCGUGGCCUGGUCACCUGCCGGCUCCCACGUCGUCAGCGUGGACAAAGGAAGCAAAGCUGUGCUGUGGUCAGAGUACUGAGGGCACCUCGUCAGGAGAGAGCAGAUCAGAAGCUGGAGGGGCACGCGGGCCCCACGGCUCUGUCCUGGCAGGUGGCGCCCGGGCUGCGGCUUUGACCUCCGGAGAAGCGCCCGAGCCGUGGGGCGCGGCAGCCCGCCUGUGAGCAGGGCUCCUGAGGGUCGUGGCCGAGGUCCCGUGGCCUGACAGAGUAACACUGAGGAAAACCUGACGCUGCGGUCGCUCCGCGGAGGUUCAGGUUGUUGCCUUGAUUCUCGUGGGAAACACUACUGGCUCUGAGCGCGCGUACCUCAGCGGGGGGAGCGGGGGCAC